AUGUGCAGAUGCAACACUAACGAUUAUGGCUUCAAACCGACAAAGCAGGAGGAUAAAUGCAUCGGUGAGUGGAUGCAUAACUUUCAUCAAUGGCUUUCAGGAUAGGUCGGGCUUCGCUUUUAGGUGACUGUGAGAAUCUUGGAGUGUAUCUGUGUGCCGGCAUUCUCAAAUUCGACAGCAUACGGGAUUGGAACAAGAAGAUGAAAAAGGACCUGCCGCUAAACGAAAACAAUCGAAUAGGUCAGGACUUCCCUUUAUAUGGUAUGUGCCAUCCUCUUUUGCUUGUUCAGGUAUUUGUAAAUCGCAUGCGGACAGAGACAAGGAUUAAAAGUGCGAGUGCAAGGAUAGAAAGGAGGAUAUCAAGCGAUACGGUCUUGUAGUCUGGUCGAGGCAUGAAAAGACCCAGACCGACCAGUGUGAAUGUGCUGAAGGCUUUGUGAUUGAUCAAGUGGAUUCGACGGAGCCAUCCUAUAAAUGCUUCAGUAAGCGAGGAGACUGAUUACGGAUUCCAUAGUGUGCCAUGGCUUCUCCUUCCUGCUACAGUUGGAUGUUGGAAGUACCGUGAGCUUUGUGAAGGGCCAGAGGGAUCGAACCUUGGUGAGCUCGGUCAAGUGUCAAAGUAAGGCAAUGUGCAUUCGUGUCUCUGCGUGUCUUUCCGUGAAGGCGACUGCAAGAGGGCUUCCCACUCUGAUUAUCUCUGCGACUGUGACAAUGGGAAAGCAGUAGAGGUGAAGGUAGACGGCACAGAGACGAAGUUUCGUGAGCUCGCAGGCCUCAAGGUCUCGACAUGCAAAGGUGAGUCAACUUUUAUUUGUUCUUACCAUAGCGGUCAUUUACAACACUGCUGACGGAUGCAUACUGAUAAAAUCGUUAACGAACUUAGCCAGCUUAUGUUUGGAUGACGAAAUGUCUUUUGUAUGACAGCGUUGUGCAUUGAGGAAUAUCAGAGACAUUGCGAGGGUCCCUUCAGCACAAGAACGGAGGAGCCCAUCAAAUGGGGAGAGUGCUACGACAUGGAUAUCGAGAAAGACGUAAGCGCAGUAAUCUAUCACGAAACGUCAGUACAGACACAGCGCAUUCCAUCUAUCGUUUUGUCCUGUUUCUUUCGUCCUCGAUAGGAUUACAAGUGCAAGUGCGGCCAAGAAUACGAGAGCAGAAGAAAUUCAGAGGGCAAACAAGUGUGUCAAGGUAUCCCACCAUUGUCCUCGGGCGGCUAGAAAAUGCUUCGUGUCUUUGUAACUGCCAGCGACUUGCAAGAGCUUGGGAAAUAGCUUGUGUCGAGUCAAUGACGGAGGAAACACCCGCAGCGACGACGAGCGCGACGCAAAAGGCCACCUCAUCAUCGACAAAAAAGAGCACUACACGUGCGCGGAAGGGAAUGAAAAAGGGCUGGAUCCACACCGCCACACUCCGAUGUGCACAUGUACGUUCUCGCGGCCUUGCUGGCUUCAGUAUGCCGUUAAUCAUGUAGCCUUUCCUGCAUUCAGACCGGCCAAAGGAGCAGAGAUGUGAGGAGCGGCGUGACAUGCCAAUCGAGUACAUCAAGAAAUGUCGCGGGCCCGUCAAAGAGCCUGAAAGGCCCGAACAUGAUAAGUUCAUUAGGGGCGAGUGCUUUGUUUUUUCAGACAAGCCGGCCAAAGUGAAACAAGACACAAACACGCGCACACGUGCACAAAGUGGCUAGACACUGUCGGGUGUUCUUCGUCCAUCAGGAAUAUUUCUGCAAGUCUCGAGAGGGACAGAAACCAUCGGAAAAGCCCUAUAAGGAGUGCUUGAGUAAGAGAGCAAGGCUGACAAUCCCAUUUCGACUACUAGUGCAAUUCCCUCGUCUAUAUGCAGCAAACUGUAAAGUGCUGGGGGAUGACCUUUGUGGCGUUAAUCCUUCCGAGUCAAAGAGCGUGUGUCUCAAUAAAGGAAAGGAUGGCUACCAGUGCAGGUGUGACUGUAGACUGCCUUUCGGGCCUCGCAUACACUCAAUCGCACAAAGAGAGUACUGCGGAGGUACAGCUGAUAGAUACCCCGAGCACAGACACGGAUUGACAAAUUCUCUUUCUGUGAAUCAGCCGAUUGCCUGGUUGAGAUCAAGAAGCACAAGAAGGGCGACGAUACUUGGAACAAACUGAAAGAGGGCAUAGACUUGUGUGUCGGCCCUUCGGCCGAUCUGGAGAAGUCUGAAGCGACAUGGAACAAGGAUGGCUUCAGAGGCUCAUGUCUCGUCGUCCCCAGCGGAGGCUACGAUUGUGCUUGCGAUGGAAAGCUGGGAUAUCAAGCCACCGUCUUUGACGGGAAGCCUAUGUGUCGAGGUAAAUACUGACAACGGGCAAAUAUGUUCCUAGCUCAACACACUAUCUCUCUGUCUGCGUGCCUCCAGGGGGCUGCAAGGUUUAUGACGAGCGCAAGGGUUGUGGCGAGCGCCCGGGUCAUGGCGAGCAUCUGUGUAUGGGUCAUGGUGCUGUGACAGAAGCUUCAGAUGAGGACAGUCAAUUUAACGCGAUUCGCCACAUAGGCAGAUGCAUAGACUUCCCUGAGGACCUCCAGAUGCCAUUCCUAGACUACAAAGCUUCAGACGGUGCUUAGAAGGAAAGAAUGAGGAGAAACUGAAGCUGCUCACCAAUUGGCCUCGUUUCCUUACAGGGUAUUAUUGCGAGUGCUAUGGCGAUCAAACUGUUGCUGAAUCUCGUCAGGGGGCGGCCUCGACGACUCAAACAACUACAAGUGAGGAAAUAUGAUACUUUUCUGCUGAAGUCACUGCCAUCCCCUACCAUCCUACGCCACUGACAGCAACAACUACGACAACCAAGGGCGGCGACAAAACAACAACAACCACGAAAAGUAGGCGACUGUAAGAUCUAUGCUUCAUCUGUUUGCCUUGCAUCUCUUUGUCCGUAGCCGUCCAGCAGAAGAUCUACAGAAAAUCAGGGAAGCUGCUUGAGUCAAUGCGCGAUCAGCAAGAGGGUAACAGAGCGUUUGACUUGAAUCUUUCUGCAUUUGUUCUUGUUUUGCUGUCAGCGACCAGGGCUAGGCAAGCAGAAGGCCUGGGCCCUUCAAGUAGGCCGAACUUCUCCGCACACGAGCCGCUCAUUUAUCUCCUUAAUUGAAUGUGCAGAACGGGGCAGGUUCAACACAGGAAGCUGUCGAGCUCGGAAACUCCAGUAUGACUGUUGA
Vitrella brassicaformis is the source of this 3165-nucleotide messenger RNA. The record is from the annotation of a GenBank genome assembly. Lineage: Eukaryota; Vitrellaceae.